Molecule: messenger RNA, 2001 nt
Organism: Grammomys surdaster
Lineage: Eukaryota; Metazoa; Chordata; Mammalia; Rodentia; Muridae
Gene: B3gat2
Product: beta-1,3-glucuronyltransferase 2
Exons: 4
Coding region: 639-1613 (324 amino acids)
Biological process (GO): carbohydrate metabolic process; chondroitin sulfate proteoglycan biosynthetic process
Cellular component (GO): Golgi membrane
Molecular function (GO): galactosylgalactosylxylosylprotein 3-beta-glucuronosyltransferase activity
Source: RefSeq, a predicted model, not a curated record
UCUUGCUGUCUGGAGCCGGGAGAGGUUCUGAGAAGAAGAGAGCGACGGGAGAGCAGGUUUCUGCCGCGGCGCUCGAACGGGAGGAAGCUUAGGGGUGCAGCAUCCUCGGUAUCCACCCGGGAUCGCAGCUGCACCGGCCGACAUGUGACGGAAGAAAGCCCUCAGCAUCAUCGGUGGCCGCCUUCAAAAGGGUCCCAGAGCGGUCGCCCAGGCCGGCAGCCAGAUCCUCUUAGCCCGCAGAGACGCGGGACAGGAGCGGCAAAACACAACGGCUGGUGGGUUCCAGGCUUGCACUCCGGAAAAGAGCGCAGCAGGGACCGCUGCCUGGUUCGCACUCGGCUCAACUCCGGGACCUGCGGAGCGCGGCUGGACUGCGUCCAGAUUCCCGCCGACUUCAUCCAGAGUGACCCACGGCCCCAGCCCGUCCUCCUGCAACCCCUGGAGUUCUAGCUUUUCGUGCAUCUGCGCCGAUCCCGCAACGCCCAGGUCCCCGCAACGCCCCGGGCCGGAUGGGAAGCGCGCCUGCCGCUGCUCCUUGAUAGCUGACACCGCCGCCGUCCAAACUGCACACAGAGGUCCCCCACCCGGAGCCUAGACCUUGCCGGGGGUGGUGUCCGAGACGCUGGAGAGCGCGCACCAUGAAGUCCGCGCUGUGCAGCCGCUUCUUCAUCCUCCUGCCCUGGAUCCUGAUCGUCAUCAUCAUGUUGGACGUGGACCCCCGCAGGCCCGCGCCCCAACUCACUUCUCGCCCCUACUUCUCUCCCCAUACAUUGGGUUGUGGAGGCUCCCGAGUCCCGCUCCGGCGGAGCAGUCCCGGGCGUGAUGUUGCCGAGAAGCGGAACGAGUCUCGGCCUCAGCCGCAGCCGGAGCCGCGCUUGCCCACCAUCUAUGCCAUCACACCCACUUACAGUCGCCCGGUGCAGAAAGCCGAGCUCACCCGCCUGGCCAACACCUUCCGCCAGGUGGCGCAGUUGCACUGGAUCCUGGUGGAGGACCGGGCGACGCGCAGCGAGCUGGUGAGCAGCUUCCUAGCACGGGCCGGGCUGCCCAAUACGCACCUGCAUGUGCCCACGCCGCGGCGCUACAAGCGACCGUGGCUGCCGCGCGCCACCGAACAGCGCAACGCGGGCCUCGCCUGGCUGCGCCAGAGACACCAGCAUCAGAGCGCGCAACCCGGCGUGCUCUUCUUCGCCGACGAUGACAAUACCUACAGUCUGGAGCUCUUCCAGGAGAUGAGGACCACCCGCAAGGUUUCUGUCUGGCCUGUGGGCCUAGUUGGCGGACGACGCUAUGAACGUCCAUUGGUGAAAAAUGGCAAAGUUGUUGGCUGGUACACUGGAUGGAGAGAAGACAGGCCUUUUGCCAUCGACAUGGCUGGGUUUGCCGUGAGCCUGCAAGUCAUCUUGUCUAACCCGAAAGCUGUGUUUAAGCGCCGUGGAUCUCAGCCAGGGAUGCAAGAAUCUGACUUUCUAAAGCAGAUCACAACAGUUGAAGAACUGGAACCGAAAGCUAGUAACUGCACCAAGGUUCUCGUGUGGCACACUCGGACAGAGAAGGUCAAUCUAGCCAAUGAGCCAAAGUACCACCUGGACACAGUGAACAUUGAAGUGUAGCCGCCAGGACCAGCAGGGGAGGAAGAGGAAGUCUGGAGCUUAGGCUGCUGCUCAUUCAGGUACUGGUCCUUUGCCUUCAGCCUUUCCUGUCAGCCAAUGGACAUCCAUUUCGACAGCUACCUGGAUGCUUCAAAAUGUGUUGUCUUCAUCUGUUCUGCAUGUGUUCUCUGAAUUGGAAGAUUUUUGUACAGUGAAGCUACACGACACUGGAAAGAACACCAGGGUAUCUCACACUGCUCCUCCCUCCCUCCCUUUCACCAAGCCAUCUCAUAGCUGGGAGAAUGAAAUAGGUUUUAGAAUAUUCCGUCAAUUAAACAUUCCCAAUUAAAUUCUUGGCUUCAUAACAUGAAAUAUUUGGAAAGCUGGUGGCAGUGUACACUGUAGGAAA